UCCUGUUCUCGUUUAAACCGAGGAACGCUGAUGACCUGCCUUGAACAGACAGACCGCUGUGGUGGUGGAAGCGUGGUGGUGUGGGCUGGUAUCAGGUAUCAGUGGGAGGACACUGCCCCAUAUCUGUCGUGGUACGGUCAACGCCGUGUACUACAGGGAUCACAUUCUAAGAUAUCACUUCGUCCCACUCUUUCCUCAACAUCACGAUCUGCCGACGUUCCAGCAGGAUAACGCGCGGGCGCACACAGCACUGGUCUCGACGCAAUUUCUGGCGCAAAACAACCUUCUAGUUCUUCACUGGACUGCCUUUUCACCAAUUAAGAAUUUGUGGGAUUACCUUGGGCACCGUCUUUCACGUCUCGCACAGAUGAAUACAGCCAGGGAACUAGAACUGCUCUGCAACGUGAAUGGAACAGGAUACCACUAUACGUUAUUCACAGACUUGUUGGGUCUAUGAGGAGACACUGUACGGUUGGCGUUGCUUCACAAGGCGGCCACACACGUUAUUGACUUUGCGUUUUGACCCCUCGUUUCAUUUCGGGACUUUUACCUGAAGCUCCGGACAUAAUGAAUUCCAACUACCAAAGAUGUUUGUUUAUAUGUCUGUCAAUGACAACUCUCGCUGCUGUAGCUUUCUAUUGGACAGUUAAUCCAGAUGUGGGUGUGUUCCAAAUCACAACUUUCAAUUCAACAAAAGUUAACACGUCCAUAAGAGAAACAUUCAUCCUCGAGGUCUCUCAAAAGCAUCCCCUCGUACUUCGUAGACGAAAUGUGGUCAUCACUUCAGCAGAUUCUCCUCAUGCAACUAAACGCAUUGUGUGGAUGAACGUCCCACCCUGGUACAAGACAGUUACAUCUUUCGCCCACUGUUACGUUCGUUCGUGUGAAAUAAGUACAGACGAGGCACAUAUUUCAUCAGCUGAUGCUGUGGUUGUCAAUGGUGUUAAUUUGCCUUCAUCAAAACACCCAAACACGGACAUGAACCAGGUGUGGAUUAUGUAUGGAUGGGAAGCACCUCCCCACUAUUCAACUAACACGAUUUUCCGUCCUGACUGGAAUGGACGUUUUAACUGGACAUUGACAUACCGACUGGAUUCGGAUAUACCAUUUCCUUACAAUAGGAUAGUGUACACUGGAGGCAGUGUGAAUAUAAGUGAUGUUGUGAGACGGAAAAGCCGAUCUAUUGCUUGGUUUGUAAGCAACUGUCGUACACCCUCAAAGAGGGAAGUGUAUGUUCGAGAACUGCGGAAACAUAUUGAUGUCGACAUUUAUGGCGCCUGCAGAAAUACUAAGAGUUAUGACUGUCCAAAAGGAAGGUCCUUCGAGUGUCUUGGUCUGUUAAACACCACGUAUAGAUUUUAUCUUUCGUUUGAAAAUUCCCUAUGUAAAGACUACAUCACAGAGAAGUUCUACAACACGUUCAUGACUUCAGCUAUUCCCAUCGUUCGUGGAGGCGCUGACUAUGAACGUCUUCUGCCAGAAGGAACCUUCAUCAACACAGCAUCAUUUGACAGUCCAAAGAGUUUGGCGAACUAUAUCCGAUAUUUGGAGAGGAAUGAGACAGCUAUGGGGGCAAUUUUAGAAAAGAAGCACAAGUAUGAAUACAUUAUUUCAGAAGGAACAGAUUUUGAUUGGAGGUGUCAGCUGUGUGCCAAGUUACAUGGAAAUACUACUAGAAAAUCUCACACAGAUAUGAAACAAUGGCUUAAGGACGGAAAGUGCAUAGAACAGCCAAAAGAUCUGCCGUAGUGCUUGGGAAUGUAAAAACGUGUCAUAAUCAUUGAAGAUCAAUACAAGAUUUGCACACGAGGUAGUUGGAAUCCCUAGUUGAUUCUUGUAUUACACUUGUUAAAGAACUAACUCUAUGUUUGCUCUCUCUGUGUGCUCUUCAAUACACGUGUUCAAGAUCCAGAUGUUGCAUGUGUCAAUACAGGUGUUUGUGCUGAUUGUGAUGCUGAUGGUCACGCUGGAGGCUUGUGUUGAUACAAAUGCCAAUAUAAAUAUUGAUGUUUAUGACUGUACGAACCGAACACUUUAAUUCUAAUGUUUCAAAUUAUUGAAAAUGUAUGUUACUGAUAAUAUAAAACACUUUGGUGCAUUCUU
Haliotis rufescens (red abalone) is the source of this 2103-nucleotide messenger RNA. Its product is annotated as glycoprotein 3-alpha-L-fucosyltransferase A-like. Gene Ontology annotation, cellular component: membrane. Gene Ontology annotation, molecular function: alpha-(1->3)-fucosyltransferase activity. The transcript has 2 exons. The record is from RefSeq and is a predicted model, not a curated record. Bases 568 to 1749 code for a protein of 393 amino acids. NCBI's taxonomy places the organism in Eukaryota, Metazoa, Mollusca, Gastropoda, Lepetellida, Haliotidae.